This is a messenger RNA of Eurytemora carolleeae, 1559 nucleotides long. RefSeq lists its product as uncharacterized. NCBI's taxonomy places the organism in Eukaryota, Metazoa, Arthropoda, Copepoda, Calanoida, Temoridae. The record is from RefSeq and is a predicted model, not a curated record. The coding region runs from base 312 to 1502 and encodes 396 amino acids. The transcript is spliced from 4 exons.
ACCUGGGGCUCUACAAAUUCGAUUCCCCCUUCUUCUCUGGCCAGAGGCCUCUACUGUUCCUCCUACGGACCUUCCUUCUCAAGGUGGAUCACAACAUGACGGACCUAGCGAUUCUGAAUCAGAUAAUCUCUCAGGCAUUAACUUGAAUCCCGCCAAUCUCAGAACCCAGCUACAAUCAGAGAUAGGUCGGUUUGUGCGCGCGCCAAAUAAUACCCAGAGUAACUAUAUGGUGCCUAAUAAUACAGAAGCCGUCUCGGACUCGUCACUCAGCGCCCCCCCAAAUAUUCAGAAAAGGAAGUCCAAACCAUCCGAUGAUUCUAGAAAGUCCAAAAAGAAGUCCAAGAAAUCUAAAAAGUCUAAGAAGACUACUGUUGUUUCUUCUGAAUCAUCUUCUUCUAGCAGUACCUCUUCCUCUUCAUCUGAUGAAGAUGAUGAUAAUCCGGCUAGCAACUGCUCUCCAGAAUAAAGCUAAGUUUAAUUCCAUGUCUCUGGAAAACAUCAUGGCUCUUGCUCAGUUUGAUAGGGAAAAUGCUAAAUCUGUUGAUAGUGACUUGUCCUCUUCUUUGACCAGGGACAAGAAACCCCCCCUAAUCAAGUUUAAAAAAGAAAAAGAUGAUGGUUUCAAAAACCUCCACUCUGCUAGGUUUCAAAGAUAUCCUCUGGCUGACAUCAAAGACUGGUAUAAGAAAGUUCCUAGGGUCCGUAGCCACCAAUUUAAGAGCCUUCCACUACAAUACAGCGGAUCUCACAACAAGGUUACUCAACGUACUAUUCAACUAAUGCAUGACCGAACCAAGUGUCUCUCCUUCAAACACUUCCACUCCGGUAAUAUUAACGUCAGCUCCAAACCUAUCCAAAAAAUUGAGAAAAGGGAUGAAAAUGGAGUCUUCUCGUCUCUGGAUUUCAACUGGGAGGCCCCUGUUAACUUGGCUCAAGUCUCUGAUGCCCUCCUGAAUUAUGCCACCCUACUACUCCAUAUUUGGCCUUACGAUCAGACUGGACUAAUUAUCCUCAGAAUGAUCAACAAAUACAACUACUUCUCCUGUGCUACUUCUUUGUCUGAAAGAGUUUCCCUAGUGUCUACUUUCUUUAAUACAGUCCUGCGUGAGAACUCCACCAGAGCUGGGCGCAAAGGCACUCCUAUGAGCUUUACUGAGCAGGAAGAAACUCUGAAGACCCUACUCACUUCUUCAGGCUACAGCACCAAUGUCCCUGCUGGCAGAAAUCCUAGACCUGACUCGGAUAAAUUCAAGUUCAACCCUGCCCCUAGGCAUCAGUUCAACUCCUCCAAUAACUCUAGCAACAGUCACAGCAAGAUCGUCAUGGUAGGCCCGAAUCCGAUCUGCUUCAACUACAAUAAUGGUUUCUGUAGAAAUGCUGGCACUGCUACAGGUUGCAAAGAUUUAAAGAACAAGAUGUAUGUUCACCAGUGUAACAAAUGGUUGGAUGCCAAACAGGCUUACUGUUUUGCCAAACACUCCCGUGCUGCGUUUCACCCUUAACAUCUUUAAUUCUGUCAGUAUACAGCUCCUGAUUGCUUUCAAUAAUUAAAAUUUAAU